UUCUGGCAUUUUCAGUUGCUAAUUCGUUCUCGUCAGUCUCGAGCGCUCAUUUCUUACUGUUACGUAACCCUUUUCGUGUUACUUAUACAUUGUUACCUACCAGAAAAUUUUUAAAAUUAGUGAAAAACGCAAUCCGUUUUCCCCCCUUUCUUCAUUCUACUAAAUUGUUUUUAACAAGAAAUUAAGAAUGCUGUGUUUUAAACGUACGAUAACCGCAAAUCAACGUUUCUGUAGAAAUAUUUCUCUGAAAUCAACUGUAAGUGUUGAAGAGCUUCGAAAAUUCAAUGCAAUGGCAAAGGAAUGGUGGGACGUCGACGGACCAGUCAAGCCCUUACACUCGUUCAAUAAACUAAGAGUACCUUUUCUUGAACGUGGCAUUUAUUCUUGUCAAAAAUCAGUCGUGACAAACGCUACCCGCGCACUUCCUUUAGCCGGAUGCAAAAUAUUAGACGUCGGGUGCGGUGCGGGCAUUUUGAGCGAAAAUCUAGGUCGUUUAGGAGCAAGUGUUACAGGCAUCGAUCCGAGCGAAGAUAAUAUUCGAGUAGCUCUUCUACGCGCCCACAAAAUGAAGCUAAAAAAUGUGUCUUAUGCAGUCAAAACUGUUGAAGAUGUCGACCCAUCUAAUGCUCAUUCUCCAACUCUAUUUGAUGCCGUCGUCGCAUCGGAAGUUAUAGAGCAUGUGGAAAACCAGAAAUUUUUUGUCAAGAAAUGCAGUCAAUUGCUAAAGCCAGGAGGUUCUUUAUUUAUAACCACCCAAAAUAGGACUGCUGCUUCUUGGGCCUUCGUCAUCUUUGGAGCGGAAUACGUUUUUAAUAUUAUACCAAGAGGGACACAUGAAUGGACAAAGUUUCUCACUCCGGACGAGCUCAUUUUUGAAACAGAAAAAAAUGGUUGUCAACUGCGGCAGCUUCGUGGCUAUUUCUAUAAUCCCUUCAUUGACAGAUGGACUUGGUCUAAAUCCACUAGCGUCAAUUAUGCCUUACACGUACAAAAAUCCCAUCAUAGCAAGUGGUAAAUAAUUGAUGGAAAAUAUCAAAUUCACUAUAUAGCCUCGUUAUGGAGAUCUUAACAAAUGGUGGGUCGUUUUCAAAUUCACGUCAUGCAAAUUACUUAUGCCACAAUUUUCAACCUGAGUACAGUUUAUGGAAAUUGACUCUUAGCACGAACACAUUCUAAGCAAAAAUCGGCAAAAAUUCAUGUUAGCGUGUCCGAUACUUUGACAACUACUUUGAUCAAAAAUGUAUAAAAAUUGUGAUUGGGAUAUUGGCAGAGUUCUACACAAAAUAUUAUAUUGCUUAAAUUAAUACAAUGGAGGGAAUGAAUAAAUUGAACAUGUAGCGUACAGCCCUUGAAAUACAAGCCACAACGUGUAUCAUUUA
This is a messenger RNA of Daphnia magna, 1379 nucleotides long. Its product is annotated as ubiquinone biosynthesis O-methyltransferase, mitochondrial. Bases 188 to 1015 code for a protein of 275 amino acids. The record is from RefSeq and is a predicted model, not a curated record. Gene Ontology annotation, molecular function: 2-methoxy-6-polyprenyl-1,4-benzoquinol methyltransferase activity. NCBI's taxonomy places the organism in Eukaryota, Metazoa, Arthropoda, Branchiopoda, Diplostraca, Daphniidae. Gene Ontology annotation, biological process: ubiquinone biosynthetic process. The transcript has 4 exons.